Annulohypoxylon maeteangense is the source of this 1401-nucleotide messenger RNA. Its product is annotated as ribosomal protein S8e. Bases 147 to 929 code for a protein of 260 amino acids. Gene Ontology annotation, biological process: maturation of 5.8S rRNA; maturation of LSU-rRNA. The transcript is spliced from 3 exons. Gene Ontology annotation, cellular component: preribosome, large subunit precursor; nucleolus. The record is from RefSeq and is a predicted model, not a curated record. NCBI's taxonomy places the organism in Eukaryota, Fungi, Ascomycota, Sordariomycetes, Xylariales, Hypoxylaceae.
CUGCUAUCCACCGACUUUAGACAGAUCAAGUGUACAUCCUCGCAAUUAUCAAUACCGGUUUGCGAGCGCCUUAGAUUUGGAAUUGAUUAUAAAGGACCCUACAUAUCUAAUCCCGAAGUCCCUUUCGAGGGCACAAUCAAUUCAUCAUGCCUCAAAAUGAGUACAUGGAGCGUUUCCGCAAGACGCACGGCCGACGUCUCGACCACGAAGAGCGCGUGCGCAAGCGCGAGGCCCGAGAAGGCCACAAGGCCUCGAAGGAUGCGCAGAACCUGCGUGGUCUGCGAGCGAAGCUGCACCAGGCUAAGCGACACAAGGAGAAGAUCCAGAUGCGCAAGCAGAUCAAGGCGCACGAGGAGCGCAACGUGAAAUCGGCCGCCGAGAACGACCCCAAGACACCGCUGCCAAACUACCUGCUCGACCGGUCGAACCCGACCUCCGCCAAGGCGUUGAGUUCCGCCAUCAAGAACAAGCGCGCCGAGAAGGCCGCCAAGUUCGCCGUGCCGCUGCCGAAGGUGAGGGGUAUCAGCGAAGAGGAGAUGUUCAAGGUAGUGAGCACGGGCAAGAAGACGCAUAAGAAGAGCUGGAAGCGUAUGGUUACCAAGCCGACGUUCGUCGGACCGGAUUUCACGAGACGGCCGGUCAAGUACGAGAGGUUUAUCCGACCUAUGGGAUUACGAUACAAAAAAGCCAACGUAACCCACCCAGAGCUAGGCGUAACGCUACAACUCCCUAUCAUCAGCGUGAAGAAGAACCCGCAGCAGCCGCUGUACACACAGCUCGGCGUGCUGAGCAAGGGAACCAUCAUCGAAGUCAACGUGUCCGAGCUCGGGCUCGUCACCGCCGGCGGCAAGGUCGCCUGGGGCCGCUACGCCCAGAUCACGAACAACUGCGAGAACGACGGCUGCGUCAACGCUGUACUGCUUGUUUAAGUCGCUCUUAUCUACAGCCUAUACCUGUGAAUUUCUCACGAAGUUGGAUGUAUAUACCAUAACUAUGGGGUGGGUGUGUUAGGGAAUGAGCGGAAAAUAGGAAAAGGGGGGCACGGGGAAGAAAGGAAGGGUUUUCUUUCUUCCUUCGGCGCGAACGAUUAGAAACAGGCCCUAAACCUUGCCUAUUUGACUAGCCGAUUCUACAUGGAGAGAUGUCGAGGCCAACGGGGACGGACACCUACCAUAUCCGAAUUUCGAACCCGAUAUCAGACGUCUAUGAAGAUCAUUUCACCAAGGGGCAGACAGAGCGAUGGGCGAUGGUACCUAUCAUGCAUUAAACGGCGUCCGGUGUUUUUGCUGUAUAUGCCUGUCGGGAGAUGCCAAGAGAAUCGAUGAAUGGAAAGGAAGUUAUAGGGGCAAGGUAUGAAAAAGGAAUCAUAAAUCUAGUACCAAAAUAUACAAAUGCCAAUAA